AUGACUUGCUCGGCAGGAGCAAGACUGGCGGCACAUUCGAGAAAUUUUGUCGAACGAGUCGAAAGGUGGCUGGAGCAAACGCCGGAUAGUGCUGAGAUUUUUUCGGAAAGAGGCGCGCCGCAAGCACCUCGAAAACUCGGAGAAGGUUGUCGGGGAUGCGCACGACAACACAUAUGCAAUGGAUCUAAUGCGGAGAGCUCGACCCCUUGGGUGGAGACGUUGGCCUCAGUGGUGGGUCGUUUCGCUUGCCUUGUAGAAAGGUUGCCAUUACUGACGUAGUAGCAUCUGUGGGGUUCUGACCAGGCGGGUCCGAAAACGGGGCCGUUCAAGUACGAUGACGACACUUUCGCUCUCCCCCUGCUCCCCACGUCGACCAACACCGAGGUUCGAAAACCCGACGGAUCCGUGACCCACAAAGACAAGACCGGUCUCCUCUCCUUCGCCGACCUCAUCGCCAUUUUUGAAUACACCAUCACCGCCCGGCUCAACAGUCUCGAAGACACCCAAAAGCGCCGUCAACCGCCCAAUUACAAGCUGCUCCAGCUUCUCAACAACAUCAGAUCUGUACUGCGCGAACAUCCAUCGGCGGACUUCGCUCUCGGACUCGCGAUUCAUCUCGACAGGGCGUACGCCGUCAAGGUCGACAGCGAGGUGGUCAGGAUCGUCGAGCUGAAGGACUGCUGGGAUGACGUAGAUUUUCCCCAAGAUGGUUGCUCUUCUGCGCAUCUUCCUAAACGUCGAUUAUGA
Molecule: messenger RNA, 747 nt
Organism: Microbotryum saponariae
Lineage: Eukaryota; Fungi; Basidiomycota; Microbotryomycetes; Microbotryales; Microbotryaceae
Source: the annotation of a GenBank genome assembly